AUGGAGCUGGAAACAUUCUGCUUUGGGGAUGUUUUUCUGCCAGAGGCAGAGGACGACUUCAUCGCGUCAACGGGAGGAUGGAUGGAGCCAUCUGCUGGACUGGAGUGUAUGACCUGUACCGACUCGAGUUGUUCCUCACAGUCUCCAGUGACGUGUUACUCCUCACAGACUCUGUGUUACACAAGUGCUGUCAACGACUCUGGGACGAUCACGAUCACUAAAGGCUGUACGUAUUCAUGGGACUGGAAAUGUUCUGAUGGAGGCGUCUUCUACUCGUACAACCUCGGCUCCUCGUUCCUCCAGAACACCACAUGCUGUGACUCACACCAGUGUAACUCCGCCCAGCUCCCCAUCCCUGCGCCCCCUGCUGGCUCUCUGCAGUGCUACGGGUGGGACCCUGAUACUGAAGUGUCUACUGCAAAUGUGACCUGCAACGUCCAGGAAGUGUGUGGAGGAUUUGUUACGUCAAACGCGCGGCCGCUCUACGGCUGUGUCUCUGAGAACAUCUGCAACAGCAGUCUGACCACAGCGGUGUCCAUGGGCCAGUCAUAUGUGUCCCUGACAGGGAUGCUUCUGCCAGAGCGUGGAGCGUUUUCCGUCAGCACUCUCACUCCACCUCUGCUCAGGAGUUUUGUAAUCUCAGAAACAGUGUACGUGGGGCAGCAGCAUGUUCAGAUUCCUCUGUGGCUCACACUGAUCGGCCCGUCUCCGAGCAGCAGCAGUGUAUCUCUGACCGUGACGUUUGGCACAGAUUACCCACUGAAUGGAGUCUUUCUGUCACAGAGCUGGGGCCUGCAGUGCAACACCUGUUCAGGUUCCACCUGCUCCAAUGACAGUUCAGUGACCUGCUCCAAGACGUCCGCCUGUUUCACCCGCACCUACACAUAUCACCACACUGAUGGAUCUAACUACACUUAUGUGGAAAAAGGCUGCAUCAGUGAGAACCUGUGCCCUGCGGCCGAACCCGAGGUCUUCUCCUACAAAACAGCUUCUUUCGCAAACAUGUUCUUCUGCUGCAGAUCUGACCACUGCAACGCACCAGCUCAGCCUGCGCCCCCUGCUGGUCCUCUGCAGUGCUAUGGCUGUGACUAUUACACAGUAAACUGCAGAUACGUGAACUGUGAUGAAGGACAGAGCUGUGCUAACUUUACAAACGGUGGGUCUGACAUACGCGGCUGUGUGUCCAACAAUAUGUGCAACGCUCUGAUGCCUCAGCUGAGCAUCUUCUACACCACUGACCCUGUGUCCUGCUGCAACACCACCAACUGUAACCCCCCAGCUCGUGCAGCCUUAAUUACAACAACAACUACUACUACUACUACUACUACUACUACUACUACUCUUCCUGCCAUUCCAUCUUCUACUGCAGACCCUCCUAACACCAAAACAGAUUCUGGCUCAGUUAUUUUCAUGGAGAUGUCGGUGGAUUCACUUGGUGAUCUCAGCAACGCGACGCUGUCUGAAGCCGUCCUCCAGUUUCUUCGAGAGCAGCUCAACACCACAGGUUUCGUGGUUUCAGUGAAGAAGAUCUCUCAGCCUGAAACUGAAACCCCCAACACCACCUCUGCUCCAGGACCAACCCAAGCUCCACCCACCCCAUGAACAACUAACCCGGAUGCCCUACCGCUCCACCCACCCCAUGAACAACUAACCCGGAUGCCCUACCGCUCCACCCACCCCAUGAACAACUAACCCGGAUGCCCUACCGCUCCACCCACCCCAUGAACAACUAACCCGGAUGCCCUACCGCUCCACCCACCCCAUAAAUCCACAAAAACAUGACACAAAACUGUCCACAGCGACUGGACAAACCUAUAGUUAGAUAGAUAGAGCUCUGAAGGGGGAGUGACUUAGCCUAGUGAUGUAGAACAUGUUAAUACGUUUUGGGUGAAUUUAACAUUUAGAAAACAAUAAAAGGAACACGGUGAUCUAAAUAUGUGAUGUGUUCCAGUAAAUACUCCCUCUUUAAUACCACACAGGU
Molecule: messenger RNA, 1981 nt
Organism: Boleophthalmus pectinirostris (great blue-spotted mudskipper)
Lineage: Eukaryota; Metazoa; Chordata; Actinopteri; Gobiiformes; Gobiidae
Exons: 14
Coding region: 1-1602 (533 amino acids)
Cellular component (GO): membrane
Molecular function (GO): transmembrane receptor protein serine/threonine kinase activity
Source: RefSeq, a predicted model, not a curated record